AUGAGAGUUUCACCUUCAAACCAAUAUCAGUUGGUAAAACACGAAACUAGUUAUCAAAUUCAACUGGCUUCCCCAAAAGAACAAGUCUCAUGUGGAUGUACUUCCUUCCCUUACUUCAACUGUGCAUCCACACUUGAAAAUGCAACAUCACCUCCUGAUGCAGCCCUGCUACAUGAUUCUGAAACUUCCUCAGAAUCUUCCUCAACCGAUAGCGGCAAGGAAUCUAUUACAGAUGAUGUAGUCCAUGAGGCUGAAAAAGAGAUAUGCAACAAGAGCAAUAUGAAGAAACCACUUGCAGAUUGUUUUAUUCCUGCGAUACUAGACAACACUGUCGAUUUGUCGAUAGAAUCACCAAGCAGCACCGCAGGAUUUGGCAAAACAAGGAAAGUGCAGUGGACCGAUGCAUGUGGGAAGGAACUUUUCGAAAUUAAGGAGUUCCAACUCAGCGAAGGUGAUUUAUCAGAUGAUGACUUCGGGCAUGGCAGUGAUAAAUGCAACUGUGUCAUACUGUAA
Messenger RNA from Zingiber officinale, 513 nucleotides. RefSeq lists its product as uncharacterized. The transcript has 2 exons. Bases 1 to 513 code for a protein of 170 amino acids. The record is from RefSeq and is a predicted model, not a curated record. Lineage: Eukaryota; Viridiplantae; Streptophyta; Magnoliopsida; Zingiberales; Zingiberaceae.